Molecule: messenger RNA, 2198 nt
Organism: Alexandromys fortis (reed vole)
Lineage: Eukaryota; Metazoa; Chordata; Mammalia; Rodentia; Cricetidae
Gene: Uba3
Product: ubiquitin like modifier activating enzyme 3
Exons: 18
Coding region: 45-1433 (462 amino acids)
Biological process (GO): protein neddylation
Cellular component (GO): cytoplasm; nucleus
Molecular function (GO): NEDD8 activating enzyme activity
Source: RefSeq, a predicted model, not a curated record
GGUCCACCCGCCGCGAAGGCCCCUGGGAAGAGGCGGGGAACAAUAUGGCGGAUGGCGAGGAGCCGGAGAAGAAAAGAAGGAGAAUAGAGGAGCUGCUGGCUGAGAAAAUGGCUGUUGAUGGUGGGUGUGGGGACACUGGAGACUGGGAAGGUCGCUGGAACCAUGUAAAGAAGUUCCUCGAGCGAUCUGGACCCUUCACACACCCUGAUUUCGAACCCAGCACUGAAUCGCUCCAGUUCUUGUUAGAUACAUGCAAAGUUCUAGUCAUUGGAGCUGGUGGCUUAGGAUGCGAGCUCCUGAAAAACCUGGCAUUGUCUGGUUUCAGACAGAUUCAUGUUAUAGACAUGGAUACUAUAGAUGUUUCCAAUCUAAAUAGGCAGUUUUUAUUUAGGCCUAAAGAUGUUGGAAGACCCAAGGCUGAAGUUGCUGCAGAAUUCCUAAAUGACCGAGUUCCUAACUGCAAUGUGGUCCCACAUUUCAACAAGAUUCAAGAUUUUAAUGAUACUUUCUACCGACAAUUUCAUAUUAUUGUAUGUGGCCUGGACUCUAUCAUAGCCAGAAGAUGGAUCAAUGGAAUGCUGAUAUCUCUUCUAAAUUACGAAGAUGGUGUGUUGGAUCCAAGCUCCAUUGUCCCUUUGAUAGAUGGAGGGACCGAAGGCUUUAAAGGAAAUGCCCGGGUGAUUUUACCUGGAAUGACUGCUUGUGUUGAGUGCACCCUGGAACUUUAUCCACCGCAGGUCAAUUUCCCCAUGUGCACCAUUGCAUCUAUGCCCAGGCUCCCAGAACACUGUAUUGAGUAUGUAAGGAUGUUGCAGUGGCCUAAAGAGCAGCCUUUUGGAGAUGGGGUUCCAUUAGAUGGAGAUGACCCUGAACAUAUUCAGUGGAUUUUCCAAAAGUCUGUAGAGAGAGCAUCACAGUAUAAUAUUAGAGGUGUUACCUAUAGACUCACUCAAGGGGUAGUAAAACGAAUUAUUCCUGCAGUAGCUUCUACAAAUGCAGUCAUCGCAGCUGUGUGUGCCACUGAGGUUUUUAAGAUAGCCACAAGUGCUUAUGUUCCCCUUAAUAAUUACUUGGUGUUCAAUGAUGUAGAUGGACUGUACACAUACACAUUUGAAGCAGAGAGAAAGGAAAAUUGUCCCGCAUGUAGCCAGCUUCCGCAGAACAUUCAGUUUUCCCCGUCAGCUAAACUACAAGAGGUUUUAGACUAUCUGACCAAUAGUGCUUCUCUGCAAAUGAAGUCUCCAGCUAUCACAGCCACAUUAGAGGGGAAGAACAGGACACUUUACUUACAGUCAGUAACAUCUAUUGAAGAACGAACAAGGCCCAAUCUUUCCAAGACGUUAAAAGAAUUGGGACUCGUUGAUGGACAAGAACUGGCUGUUGCUGAUGUUACCACACCACAGACUGUACUAUUCAAACUUCAUUUUACUUAAGGAAAAUAAAUCUAUAAACAAUAGAAAAUUCAUAGAAAUAAUAUACUUUAUGAAUGCUAAGAAAUAUAAUUGAAGAGUGGGGACAUGAGGCCGAGGGGACAUCCAAGAAAGGAAAUUUAAUUGAUGUCAUUUUUAGCAUUAGUGUUGCUAGAAUUUGACUUUUAUAUAUAUAUAAAAUGAGUGACUCUUUUUUAACUUUCUAAGUUUCUCUGGAAGACUGAACUUUGGGGUUGGGCUAGUCAGCAUUCUCAUUAGUCAUAUGGAAAACGAUGCUUGGAGAGAAAGAUUAUGAACAAAUGUAUUGCUUCCUUAAAGGAGGACAAAUACUGUCUUUUGUGUGAGUUUGUUAUUAUGGUCAAAGAACGUAUUCCUCAGCUCUCAUUUGAGAGUCUACAUGCAUAGAAAUGUAUCCUUGAAUGGAAAUGAGGAAUUAUGUUAUAGGAACAUUAAAUAUUACAACCUGACAUCUAAGUAUAUUAGACAUAGGCUGUUUCUUCAUUACUACUCAUAUAAUUGUGGCUAUCCAAAUGUGUAUUAUUGUAGAGUUUAACUUAUCCAUAAUAAUUUGUAAACAGUAUUACAGACUAAUAAUACCUGUGCAUGAAAAUAUGAAGUAUUUUCAUGUGUUUAUUUGCAAUGCCAUAGAGACCACUAUGCACAAACUUAAACCAAGACAAUGGCUGUUCAAAGAAAAUUAAUGUUUAAACAGUUAUCACUGAUGCUUUUGCACUAUUUAUUAAUAAAACCAUACAUUGUUUACUUUUU